Messenger RNA from Glossina fuscipes, 4081 nucleotides. RefSeq lists its product as uncharacterized. The record is from RefSeq and is a predicted model, not a curated record. The transcript has 8 exons. Gene Ontology annotation, biological process: protein phosphorylation; G protein-coupled receptor signaling pathway; gamma-aminobutyric acid signaling pathway. Gene Ontology annotation, molecular function: protein tyrosine kinase activity; ATP binding; G protein-coupled GABA receptor activity. NCBI's taxonomy places the organism in Eukaryota, Metazoa, Arthropoda, Insecta, Diptera, Glossinidae. Bases 833 to 4081 code for a protein of 1082 amino acids. Gene Ontology annotation, cellular component: G protein-coupled receptor heterodimeric complex; membrane.
AGAAGAGGCUAAAGUAUUCAAUUCAGUCGUAUUACAAUUCAGUCGUAUAUUUAAAUUGGUAUUAGACGAGUAAACUCUCUUUAUUUAAAUGCUUUUUAUUUGUUUGGAACAUGGCAGAAGCCAAUACGAUCAAACAUUCGUUGUUGCUUCGGGUUUAUUAUCUAAUCCUAUCAAUUAAUUCAUUUUUUAAUUAAUUAUAUACGCGAUAUACAUUGAGUGCGUUCUUAUAUUGAUUCCGAGAGAUCUGAGAGAAUAUGCUGCUAAACUUUUUAACAUAUUAUCUUAAAACUUCGUUAUGUUAACCUAGGAAGAGGAGAAAGAAGACGAGGAGAAAAGUGCUGCGGAUCAAUACUCAAUCAAAAUAUUACAAGGAUUACCAACCAAAAAUUAAAAAAUAUUUCGCGUAAAAGUUUUAUUAAAAACAAUUUGAUUAGGAUUUUAAGCUCAGUUAAGGCACACUGCAAUUAUUUUGCUAGGGCUGGAAGUUCAACUUCUUGAUUUGAUUCAUUUAGACUAAUACGUUUAGUUUGAUAAGAAUAACGUGAAUUUUAAAAUAACUUUCUUUGUUUAAAGUGAAUGCAUGCAAACUAUUAAUACCAGCUCUUCUUAUUAUCAGGCCAACCGAAAAAAAGAAAAAAAAAUAAAGAGGAAAUAAGCGGCAAUCAUAUAUUUGAACACUUGCUGAGUGGUUGCAGGAAAACGUAAAUUUACUUAAGUUAAAACCUAUGCGAACGAUACCUACACAAGCAAGUCAUCCUGCAAUACAGGAAAACGCACUGUGAAAAUUUGCGAAAAAAAUAACACCCAACGUAAAUUCUCCGUGAAAAAGUAUAUGUGGUAUAAACAUCCGCAGCAUAAAUUCUGGAAAAUGUCACUUGUUGUUGUGAUUACGGUUUGCUUAUAUGCAGCGUUUCAUUCAAAGGUAACAGCUGCAGGGCUUUACAAUGACAAUGAAAUAUAUUCAAACGGAAAAUUUUACAAUUAUCAAUGCUUCGUCUAUAAGGGUAAGGAACAAAUUGCAUCAAAUUUAAGUUUACAAACACGCAAUAUUGGUUUGCAAGCAUCCCAGAGGCCUUCUCAUCAAAUUCUAACACGAAUUUUUGCAAUAUUCCUCCGUGAAAUUUUGGAUAUUCGGAAUAUUACUAUUAUACCCUUGGAGUAUCCAGUGACUUUAUCGAAGGAUACCUCUUAUGAAGAAAGGAGAUUGCGCUAUAUUUUCAAUAUGAUAAAACAACCCAGUAUAUCUAUGAUUGAUUUGGAAGUUUGGAUGCCUUCAAUGGGCUACGCUUUAAUACCCAGGCAAGUUUAUGAAGCGGGAGUCUCAACUUCACCAAGACGUUUUGCCUGGUUUGUCCCACAAUCUGCUCUAGCUAAAAAUGAGGAGAUAUGGCAUUAUAGCAUCUUUACUAAUCGCACAGAUUCCUUAUAUCAAAACUUUUUGACGGACAGUGAUGUGCUAAGAAAUUUAAGUCUUGGAAAAGACUAUGAAUUGUAUGUCAGUCCUCUCUGUCAAGAGGGUUGCGCUGUUCUAAUAGCAGGGCAUCGAAAUGAAUCAGCUUUUGUGGCGGAUCAGAUUGUGAAGUUGAAUGCAUACAUCAAUGUUUUAUGGUUAGGUGCACACUUUCGUUCUGUUGUGAAUUUUUUGUAUAGACAGCAUUUAACAUCUUCAGCUUAUAAGAAGAAAAAAUUUUUGAUUUUACAUUGGAAACCUUCCGAUAUUAUUUCCGCUAAAACCUGGGGUAUGGUAACUAUGCCGCCUUGUGAAUAUUCCGAGUCGUCAAUUCUCUCCUUUUGUGAAUACGAAUUAAAGCCUAUCAUGAAGUAUUACCACAAAAGCUUAUCAUACAAAAUUCGUCUCAUGUAUGCAUUGCGCUAUUUUUUCGUGGACGACAAACAUAUGCAAACCCUUCUAUCUUCGGUUAAUCGAGAAAUCAUUUCAGCCAAUGAAAUCAGUGAAAGAUUUUAUGAUAGCUUGGCUUGCAAUUGGUUGAAAAACAAUUCGAACGUUUACAACGCCUGGAUAUCGAAAGAACGCAUUACUUUAUCUAUUGGAGGAAUAUUUCCUAUUAGAAAGUUCAGUCGUGGCCAUCAGAAUCUUCUGCAGGCAGUACGUGUUGCGGUUAAAGCCAUCAACGAAAACGAAAAUAUCCUCUCUGAUUAUAAUUUAAUGGUAUAUGAAAAUGAUGGAGAAUGCAAGGCAGACAUGGUUAUGAAUAUGUUCAUACAAUGUUUUAGUAUACCGUACGUGUUAGGGAUCUUGGGGCCUGCCUGCAGUGAAACUGUAGAGCCUAUCGCUGGUGUAUCAAGAAGCACAAAUAUGGCGGUAAUUUCGUAUUCAGCUGAAGGUGCUUCAUUUGUGGACCGCGAAGCUUACCCUUUCUUUUUCCGCACUAUCGGUUCGAACCACCAAUUUGUAGAUGUUUAUAUUAAACUAAUGCAACAAUUUGGCUGGCAACGUGCCGCCGCUAUUACCGAGGAUGGACAGAAGUAUGGUGAAUACAUAUCUCAUAUGGAGUCUGUUAUGAAAAAUAACGAUCUAGAGCUAAUAGUCAAUAAGAAAUUUCAUAGCGAUAUUACACAUCAUGACAUGAGUGAGCAUCUUCAAGAGUUAAAGAGACGCCACGCGAAAAUAAUCAUAGCUGAUGUUCACAAUAAACUUGCCCAAAUGGUUUUAUGUGAAGCCUACAAAUUGAAAAUGACUGCCUAUGAGGGUUAUGUUUGGUUUUUACCUUUUUGGUUGUCUAAAGAUUGGAGCAGCUAUCGCUUAGAAAAUCAUGCCAAUUGUACCAUCCAGGAACUGGAGCAGGCCUUUGAGGGUCAUUUUAGCAUAAAGCAUCGACCGUUUGGUAACGAGUCGAAUUUAAUGCAGGAAGGCAUUUCUAUCGCAGAAUGGUUAAGCUCCUAUCGUUCAGAUGUCCUUAAAGAAUCUCAAUACACGGCAUUUGCAUACGAUGCCGUCUGGGUCUAUGCACUGGCAGCCGACAAACUCUUACGCGAAGAUAAGGCUGCGGUAGAGAAUUUGCGUUCGAAAAUUGUUGUUAAUCGUUUUGUAGAUUUUAUAUGGGAGACAGAUUUUGAAGGCCUUUCGGGUAGAGUUCGUUUCGAUCAGGGUGGUUCUCGCUUAACCGACGUUGUCGUAGAACAGUGGCUUAAGGGAAAACCAAACGAAAUUGGCCAAUAUCAUCCAAACAUAAUUAAUAGCAAUGGAUACUUAAAAGUUGAAGGAGGCAGCCUGUUUCUCCGGAAUGCCAUUAAGUGGUUGUCAAUUAAGCAGCCUCCCGAUGAUGGCAGAUAUGAAUGCUAUUUUUCUUCUUUAGCUCAGAUACUAAAUAUUGGGUGUGAAAAUGCCGUUAUGGCCUUUACUGUAUUGAUGUGUUCCUUAUUGGCAAUGAUAGUGACGUUGUUGUCUUUUGUAUUUUGGAAGGGACGCUAUGAUAGAAAACUGAAGCACUCUGCGAAAAUAAUGAAAAAUUUUGGAAUUGAUAUAUUUUCGCCUUCCCGUAGCAUUGCUAACACUUUGGAUAAAUGGGAGUUACCUAAGGAAAAUGUGGUAAUCAAUCGACGUUUGGGUGAAGGUGCUUUUGGAACCGUCUACGGUGGUGAAGCGUUAAUUAAUUCUGAAAACUGGACAGCUGUGGCGGUGAAAACCUUAAAGGUUGGCGCUUCUACUGAAGAUCGCUUAGAUUUUCUCUCCGAGGCUGAAGCCAUGAAACGUUUUAAUCACAAAAAUAUUGUAAAACUUUUGGGAGUUUGCUUGCAAUCAGAGCCUAUUUAUACUAUAAUGGAAUAUAUGCUGUAUGGUGAUUUAAAAACAUAUUUGCUUGCCCGUCGGCAUUUGGUAAGCGAAACUAUUUCUGAUGAUUCGGAUAUAUCUAGCAAACGUCUUACAAUGUUUGCAUUAAAUAUUUCGCAUGGCUUGGAUUAUUUGGCUCAACAGAAAUACGUACACCGUGAUAUAGCUUGCCGUAACUGUUUGGUAAAUGCAAAACGAGUUGUCAAAAUCGGUGAUUUCGUUUGCUUUUUAAUCUGGCAAUUUACUACAAUGACUGCCUUGGUUUUACCUUUUAUAGUCAUAAUCUGA